GUAUGGCCACAGAUGGUAUGGGGGCUAAUAUGCCAGCGAAAAAGGGCGACUUUCCUGGUGCAAAAAAUAUGCCUGAGAAAAACAAAACAGUGCAGUUAAAUGUCGGUUAUUCCGACCAAGAAAUGGAAAAAAUAAAGUUUGGUAUUAUUCCUCGAGAUAUGGAUGACAGAUGGUUUAUAUAUUACGGUGAAGACGAGGAAACCCUGUAUCUACAUCGCAGUUGGACUGGUUUUUGUGUGUACAUGGUGAAAUUUAAGAAUGUUGACAGUGGUUUUGCUGCUUUGAAUACUGUGGUUAAUGAAGAUCCAGAACAGUAUAGAUGUUCUGACGAUGCGGAAGAAAAACGUAGAUGCCUCGACUUGAUUGAUAUAUUAUUGCUUAAUAAAGGGUGAAUAUAUGUCCUGGAAACACGGUUGUUCAGAGAGGACACGGUAUUACACCUAUUAAGUGGAAUUGGUAUAAUGGUAUUAAUAUAUUCAGGGCCCGCGGAGCGUAUUAGAGAGUGGGGGGGGGCUAAAGGGUGAGCUUUAAUUAAUUUAGAAAGUUUCAUUUAGAUUUCUAUUUUAAUAAUUUUGGCUGUCAAAAAAAGUGGGGGGGCUAAAGCCCCCCCAGCCCCCCCGUCUCCGCGGUCCCUGAUAUUAUAGAAUGGUUGACAUAUAGGUUAUCUAACACUUGAACUUGAAAAUCAGCAGGUAUUCUAUUAUUAAAAUAUUGAAUGGGAAUGCUUCAAAGUAACAAUCCAGCCUGUUUAGAUCUACAGGGUGUAUCAAAAAAACCGCAACCUCGGAAUUUCCUAAGAAAUCAUGCAAUUCUUACAGUCAAUUUCAGCUGACUUUUCAUCGUAAGAUUCCGAACUUCGUUCCGAACUUCGCAAAUUGGUUGCCAAGUUCAAAAGUUCAUAAUGAAAUUCACAAACAGGUUUGUAAACAAAGCCUCUGAUUGGCCAUUAAAUCAAACCAGCCAAUCAAAUGCCCAGUUUACAAACCUGUUUGUGAAUUCAUUAUGAACUUUUGAACUUGGCAACGAAUUUGCGAAGUUCGGAACGAAGUUCGGAAUCUUACGAUGAAAAGUCAGCUGAAAUUGACUGUAAGCAUAAAAGAUUUUAGGCCCCUGGGAAUUGAAAUCGAAUUGCUAAUAGAUCAUAUUACUGUUGUUGUGCAUUAAAUAAAUGCAUAAAUUUUGCUUUAUGCACUCGCGUGUGCAGUAAUUUUGACAGUUAUGCUAUUUUAAAUUCCCAGGCGCCUAAAAUCUUUUGUCUUUAAAACAAUGUCGAUGUCUUGGGAAAUUCCGAGGUUGCGCUUUUUUUUAUACACCCUGUACUGUAGACUGUGAAAUUUUGAAGCUUUGAAAUGGAAAUUAGUACAAAAUAUAAUUUGAAAUUGAAAAUACCCCCCCUUUCCUGUCUCCUGACUCUCCUCCCUAGCUUGAUGUCCACCACUGUUUUAUAGUCGAUAGAGGUCAGUCAUCAACAUUUAUGUUGAAAUAUUUUUAUUCAAAUCAGUUGCUAAUUUGAAACUACAGUAAUUAUUGGAUUAUAUAAAGUCAUUCUCUGCAAUAACAGAGAGUACAGCAACCAGCAGCAAAAAUUAUUUUUCAACAAAAACAAAUAUUUUUUUAUACCCAACUUUUUUCCACCCACUAUAUACUACACCUCUGCUAUUCUUCUUAGGCUUCUUUGCUGCUGACUUUAUGCCUGGAAGAUAUAAACUUCUCCACCCAUUCAUUGCCAUAGAUUAUGCCAGGCAAAUAUUUAUCUGCCAUCUUCCAAAAUGUUGUAUCACACUGACAUGCAAGCAGUUUACUCCUUGCUUUAUCCUAUCUUUCAACUAUUUUCACUGACAUUGUACAUAUAAUUAUGAUUUUAACAAAACCA
This is a messenger RNA of Paramuricea clavata, 1873 nucleotides long. Lineage: Eukaryota; Metazoa; Cnidaria; Anthozoa; Malacalcyonacea; Plexauridae. The record is from the annotation of a GenBank genome assembly.